This is a messenger RNA of Entrophospora sp. SA101, 614 nucleotides long. NCBI's taxonomy places the organism in Eukaryota, Fungi, Glomeromycota, Glomeromycetes, Entrophosporales, Entrophosporaceae. The record is from the annotation of a GenBank genome assembly.
AGAACUAUCGAAACUUUCAGAAGUGGGCUGGAACAAAAAAAUGUUUUAUGCCAGUAUGGACUUGGGAUGAAAUAUCUGCAUCCAAAAAAUUGUUUGGAAUCUGGGGAGGUAUUCCACGAGUUGUUUUGCAAAAAGCAAGCACAGAAGCAAUCAGAAUUUGUGAUCUUGAUAUGAUAGUAAAAAUACUUGGAGAUGUGGUUGAUCCUAAGCUCAAAAAGGAUGAAGGAAACAAAUGGAUGGGUAGAAUGGAAGGUGCAAUCAGAAUUUGUGAUCUUGAUAUGAUAGUAAAAAUAAUUAGAGAUGUGGUUGAUCCUAGGCUUGAAGUUAACAAUAAGACUGUGCAUAUAUACACUAAUGUUCCUGAUGAAGAACAAGAUAAUGUAGAUAAUAAUACUAUGGAUGUGUGUAAAGAACUUGAUGAUUCAUUAUUUCCAUCAUAUUCCCAGCAAUUGGUACUCUUUGCAUCAACAUAUAUAAGUGAAAAGGUUAUAAAUUGUUAUGAGGAGGAAAAAAGGGACCAGAUGUAUAGUUUUUUAUUAGCAAGCAAAGAUCAGAUGGGAUAUGAAACUUUGCAAGGAAAAAUAUUUGAGGUAGUUGCACAUAGAAUUUUGUGA